UCAUUUGAUCGAGUUUAAAAGACGCACGGAGAACGAUAGACUAAUUUCCAGCGAACACUUGAGAAAUAACGCUGUUGUUCGCACAUUACAUAAUCGAUGCGAAAUUGAUGUUUGCGGUGCCUCUCAAAAACAUACGGUAAGUGCAGACACGUCGAUAGAGGAAAUUCGUGUCACGCAUCGAGCAAUCGACGUAUCCGUUCAUUUCCUUUGUUCGUCCACCUUUCACAGCGCAUUGUGGGUAACCGCUCGUCCGUAAAAGUCCAGUAGAGGUCCAGAAAAGGGUUAGCAACCCUUGAAGAGUGUCUUUGACAGAUGGUCGAUCGAGCAAUACCGAUCGAUAAGAUCGAUCCGUUGAAAUUUAGUGGAUACAACUCCACAGGAAACGACUAUCGCAGAAAAUGUCGCCAAAGUACUACAGGAUAAACUUCGAACGGUUAGCCGUGCCAUCGUGCACAUUUCUAUCGGUUCGAUCUGCGUUCCGUUCUGUGUUUAUACUUCCUCCCUCUCUCUCUCUCCCUCUGUUUGGCGUGAUUCUUAAUCCUUUUACUCGCAUAAAAGAAAGCAUGCUGGUACACACACAUUGAAAAUAAAGAAAGAAUGCACCAUAGCAUAGCAUAGCGAUUAUACGCAACGUUGACAUGUGUCGUGUAUUUUAACUCUGAUUUCGACGCACAGAGACGAUUAGUAAUCCGUGGACGUAACGCUUUGCAGCUUGCAGAAAACACGUGGCGUGCAUCUCUGGUUGAAUGACUUGAAAAUGGUUGGGUCUGAAGGUUGCCUGAGUAACCGGCUCCCCCGCAAAGCGGUGGUUACUUGGCGAAUUUGGAAAAUCCUUGUGACGAAAAUUACAGUCAGCGCACAAUGCCCAAUGGUCGCGGCCAACGAUCGGUUACAAGAUCGUUCUUUGCCGCUAUUAUUAACGAACGAAACGGGCCACGUCGUUUACCGAUGGACAAACAUCGUUGUAGAAAGGGCUUGCCGGUUUUCCUUUCUUCGUGGCAUGAAAACGAGAUCGCUUAGGAUUCUAAAAGAGGCAAACAGAGGAACGACUAACAUCUGGUCGUACCAAAUUGACCAUUGCGCAUACUGUCGUAAAUGCUUGCGGAAGAUCAAAGGAUAACUUCAUUUUGCGCGAAACAAAGAGUUACCGGUUUUUUAGUGCCUGGUAAGAAAAUAUCAAAAAACGACGUAUAUAUAGUAUCGUUGGAUACAUAUUAAUUUGAUUUAAUUUGAGUCGACAUUUUUCAAGAUACAGAGUCGAUUGCGUCCUGUGUAUAAUUGCGUAUAUAUAAAACACUUAUUUAUGUGAAAAAUACGCUCAGAAAGCUUCCAGACUAAUGUUAUUUACAAGAGAAAAUUCUACUAUUCGCUGUUUAACAGCGUCCUUCCUUCUCUCUGCACGCUUACGACAACGUUUGUAAAGCCGCUGGAAACAUCAGAAACAUUCUUCUUUUUGAAAUACCAUUUAAAAUUUUUAUUCUGCUUUUAAUUGGUUCCGCUUUCGAAACGAAUAUCUUUCAUGACUACGUAGCCUCAAUUACGAGAGGAGGAAGAAGUUGACCGGAACCAAUGAGCAAUUUUCGCGGUAAAGAUGAAAUGACGAUUAUCGAAGUGUAAAACACCACAUUACCUGACUCAUCGGAUCCAUCGCUGUUUUAAAUGAUAUUUCAACAGAAGAAUUUUCCAGAUAUUUCCACUGGCUGUAAUCGUUACACAGACGUGGACGUAUAUAGAGAAAAGCAGACUGCGUUGAGUAUCGGAAAAAAAGACUUAUCUGUAAAUAACAUCGAUCUAGCGAUUUUUUGAUUAUACUGCGAAUAACGCGAUCGCUGCAGAAAAUGAACGGAGGAUUCAUUUUUAUUAUUCGUUUGUAUGAUUAUCGGAGUUCAUAACUAUGUAAUAACGCGAUCAACUUGGUACAAGUUGGUAGUUUACUGGCGAAACGGUGGUCUGGAGAGAAGAGAGGAAAAGAAAGAGGGAGAAAGAGGGAGGAAAAAAUCAGGCGAAACCGUGAAUUAGGCAGCUGCCAGGAACAAUAACGGGUAAAAGAGAGCGAAGGGUUGCCUUUGCUUAAUACACGGUUAAUGUGGAUUGUCGUGGGCGCGUGCAACCACAUCCUGUCCAAUUUUUGUCACGCUUGCCACGUUCUUUUUCAAUUUCACUCGGUUCUUACGCCCACGUCGAACACAUGAAGGGCGUUCGUCAAAAUCGCAACCACCCACGAACUACAAAAAUCAGGGGAGAGUUCGAGGCAUUAUAUUGUUCGCUGAUGCUUACGGUUAACCACUGUACGUAUGAUUCGAUAGCGACGGCUUUAUCGUGAUACAGAAACGGAAAACCGUGAUAAGAGGUAUCGGUUGCAACCGACAUUACAAAAAUGCACAUAUAUCGAUCACUUUACCGUUAAUUGUUUCCUGUUAUUUAUUUUAGUUUUUCGAUCAGUUCCUAGUUUAGUUUUGUCGAGUUCGUUGUUAUCUACCAUUAUUGAUUUGCUUCUUCGUAGCAGCGGUAUGAGAACUAUGUAAUUAGAUAAUUUUUAUCGUAGUUAUCGAUCGACUAAUGUUACAUAUGAUAAGGUACAGCGUGAGGAAAUUAGUCAAAUUAAUUGAAAUAUAAACAUUAUGAAAGUUCUAGACAAAACUAGGGAGAAGCAUGCGUUCUAGAUAUUGUCCUUGAGGUAAUAAUACGUCGCUGUAGUGAAUUAUAAAAAUAUAUUGGCGAAUGAAAAUAUCGAAUGAAACGUGUAUUAUCUCGGUCUAUCAGAAAAUAAGCGAUAACGUUGAUACAUGUAUGUUUAAGAGUAGGGAUAAGCUGAUUCCUUUAUAUUCACUAGCAUAUACGUUUUCUUUCACUUUCAACCUGUUUACCAUAAAAUCAAAUUAUCUUGUGGAAUAUUUAAAGUCGCGAGUAAUUAAAAUUAUCAGAAUCGAAUAAGACAGUAUAUAAUUGUGAAAGAAAUAUGAAUCGACGACAAUUGGGAUUGUUAUUUUUAUCUACCUUAAUCGUUAUCAUUUCAGCGUUCUCUCAGAACAUUAAUGGACAAGAAUUGGCAUCGAGAUUAGAAAACAAAAAUGUGAUGAAUAUCGAAGAAAGGAAACUACUAACAGAAAGGGAUUUUUCGUACGUCGUACAUAACACGAUAACAACAGUGCCGUGUAUUUUGGCAAAUAUGUCAAUUAACGUUACGAUCCCGUAUAAUAAUAAAUCCAAUAAAAGGUUAAGUGUUCCAGUCAACGCUACAGUCGGUGGUCAUUGUUCAUCUGUAAUAUCAGAAAUGAAACUAAUUUGGAAUGAAACUAACACUGACAAAGAAAACACAAUUAAAUUUACAUUUAUCAACGACCAGGAAAAUUUCUCGCUUUUUUCUAUCGGUCUCAAUAUAUACCCAAAAGAAGAUAGUUCUACUAAUUUAAAGGAAACGUAUACUUUAGGCGAUCCGUUUAACGCAACAUCAGAUACCGAUCUUCGUUUAUUCGUUACAUCCGUUACGGAUGGAAUUUAUAAGUGCGGAAAAGAAGAGGAAGUGAAAGUUGGUAACGCAACAAUAAAAAUAAAAGACGUUUUUUUAAUCGAAUUUUAUAAUAACAGCGAUAUUUCUGCGCCCAAAGGAGAUCAAUGCCCCGGCAAAAAACAAACUCCAACGUUUCCUUACGUUUUAAGGGAUAAAAACAGCAUCAUAUGUACAUUAGCAAAAAUGUCAAUUUCUUUGAAGAUACCAUACAGAAAGAACGAUACGCAAUACGAUACUGCGAUUAUAGAAGUUCCAACCACACUUAAUGUUUCCGGAAAGUGUGACUCUUCAAGGGGAACUUCUAUUAUGAUAUUAAACUGGAACCCAGAAGUGUCGAAAACUGAAUCGACAUUUGCAAAUGAGAAAACAAAUACAAUUGUACUUCAUUCACAGAGAGACGAUAUAGACAGCCACGUUUCUGUGAUUACUGCUAACAUUUUUAUAGAUAAGACGCAUUUUAAUGAUGCUCAGAACGCAGGUGAAGUCAUUCAGAUGGUUGCGCCAUUUAAGAAUCUCUUUUCCGCACCCGCCAAAAAUGGAAUCCAUAGCUGCCCUGAAAAAGUAUUUACGACGAUAGGAGGAAUUACCGUAACCAUGCGCAAUGUUCUCUUAGUCGCCUUCGAUGCCCAACAAGAUUUCGCAUCGAAACAAGUAACCGACUGUAGAAGUACAUAUUUUGAACGUGACUUCACGUAUGUUGUACGGCGAAAUGAUACUGGCAUACCUUGCACCUUGGCGAGAAUGUCGAUUGACGCAACAGUACUGUACCAAAAAAAUAAUAGAACACUAAACGUCCCAUCUACAGCUGCUGUUAGCGGUAAUUGCGGUAAUAAAUCUUCUGAAAUGACACUAAGCUGGUCAGAAUCAGACAAAAAUAAUACGAUGAAUACAAUUACAUUUCAUAUUGGUAAAAAUGAGACUAACUUCUUCGUCUAUCAAGUAGCGGCCACCGUGUAUUAUAAUAAAGAUGAUAAAACAACAGCUAUACAGGGGGAGUCAUAUAAUAUGCAGGAUCUGUUUUCGGCAUCUGGGAAUAACGGACUUUAUAAUUGCACAAGUCUUAUUCACGAAAUAAAGGUCGAUGAUAUCUACUUAAAAAUAACCAAUGUUACAUUUAUCGCAUUCAACACCGAAAGAUACCUUAGCUCGAAAACAGUGACAGAGUGUUCUACCAACUCAGGCGGAGAUACACCUAUACCUUCUGUAACAGGCUAUUCUUACGUAGUGACAAAUAAGGAAAAUGUGUCUUGCAUCGCAGCUAAUAUGUCGAUUUCUAUAAAAGUACCUUACACAAUAAAAAAUACAUCUACAACGAACCAAACGACUUUGAUAGUACCGAUUGGAAAGCAAGUAAAUGUAAAUGGCACGUGCGAGAAUGAAAAAUCUAUAAUGAAUUUAAUUUGGACUGAGAAUCCAAAAGCUAAUUCCCAGUACGAAAACAAAGAAAAUAAGGUUACGUUUAAUUUUGUGAACGACAGUUCAAAUUAUUUCAUUCGGUCUAUGAACCUGUCUAUUUACUUAGAUGAUUAUAAUUUUCCUGGAGCUAACGCUACCGGUUCAUAUAUAAAUGUCAUAACGGAAAACAUCGACAUAUUCUCCACUCCUCUAAACAAUGUGUACAAAUGCUCCGAUAAAACUUCGGUGAAUGCUCAAAAUGUCGUCAUAACUAUCAGCAAAGUUUCUUUGAUCGCGUUCAAUAAGGCGAAAAAUAUUACUUCAAGAUCAGUGAACUGUGCCAAUAAUGAGUCAACUGAUAGCAAUGUUGGAGCCAUAGUAGGUGGUAUUGUCGGAGGUAUUAUUCUCGUCGGUAUAAUUGGAUACCUAGGCGUGACGUACAAGAGAAACAGAGGAUACGGUGUUUGAUAAUAAACACCAGUAAAAUUUGUGCAAUUAUUAUCUAUUAUAGAAUGAUGGGAUCAAAUGCAGUAUGCACAAUGUACAUAUUGACGAAUAGACCCAUAUGAUGUACCAACACGCUUACAUAUGGCGCUGGGAAACUGCAUACUACUUUCGUUAAUUAUCCUGCUUUAGGAAACAAUUCGAUGUUUCGACCACCCUUCACGUUCCGUCACGGUUACGCCCACCCCAAUUAUCUCGUUUACUUGCCAAACUUCAAUAUGCGUUACGUCAUGUGAACGGUCGUGUGAACCAAAAAUCGAUUUGAAUGCAAAAUAGUAAAAUUGCACGACAAUUUUAUACUUUCGAAAACAAAAUUAUUUGCAGUAAUAUGAGUUUUUCUUCUUGCGUAUGCUUCUUGAUAUACUAAAAAAAAAAAAAAAAAAAAAAAAAAAAAAAAAUAAA
Molecule: messenger RNA, 5812 nt
Organism: Bombus huntii
Lineage: Eukaryota; Metazoa; Arthropoda; Insecta; Hymenoptera; Apidae
Exons: 15
Coding region: 2960-5374 (804 amino acids)
Cellular component (GO): membrane
Source: RefSeq, a predicted model, not a curated record